This is a messenger RNA of Ornithodoros turicata, 1208 nucleotides long. RefSeq lists its product as uncharacterized. Bases 123 to 1154 code for a protein of 343 amino acids. The transcript is spliced from 10 exons. The record is from RefSeq and is a predicted model, not a curated record. Lineage: Eukaryota; Metazoa; Arthropoda; Arachnida; Ixodida; Argasidae. Gene Ontology annotation, molecular function: metallopeptidase activity.
CCUGUUGUGCACAGCUGGUAUUACAAGAAGCCUUAAGCGAGACGCCCUCAUAUUCAGUGCUCUAUAGCCUGAGUAGCUUUUGCGCCUUCAACAACCAAAUUGCCAUCAUCUUCCAUGCGAACAUGUUUGGAGCAUUGUUCUUGCAAACCCUUGUAUUCUCUGCGUGGACAAUAAUUUCCUGCGCCGGAAGCGCCGGAAAGGGCCCUAGAGCAGAGGAGCCUGAGCUCCCUGACAAUGUCAGACUUGGUGUAUUUGUGAUAAUUGAUCCGAGCAUUGGAAACGCUACAAAAGAAGGAUACAUUAAUUACACUUCGGCUCUGCUCGGAGGGGUGAAUAUCAAGCUCCGGAAUGUCAGAAGACGAACAAUUAAGCUUGGGCUGGUCGGCUUGCAUGUCAUGAAUCGAGAAGAGGUCGACAAAUAUCUGCCUCUGAAUAACGACAGUCAUCUAGAUCUGCGUUCAACAUGGGAGGCCCUUAUGAGGUUCAAAGCUACAAUGACGCCGGCAAAUGACAGCGAUAUACUUUACGUUCUAACAGGGAGGAAUAUAUUCUCCACGACGGAGUUGCCGAGAGUUCUAUCGGGAGCGGCUUCCUCGAAAGGAGUGUGCACCGACGACAACAUUGCAGUCGGGAACGACGUUUUUGGGACCUAUUUAGGCAUGAAUGUGUUCACAAAGAACAUGGCACGCAUGUUGGGCGCCUGGUCUCACGAAUGUUAUAAGAAUUUUACCGGCGUUUUUGACGAUUGUCAUCAGAGGCAUCUGUUGUCAACCCUGAGGAGGGCUUGGCCGUAUUGUUUCCGACACAAUACAAUCUCCACGAGCUGGAUGUCAGGACAUCAAGUCCCAGGUGAAUACUUUAACAAUUCAGCGUACUGCGAAGCCAAAAGAAACGAUACCAGAGAGUUCAAAGAAUGUGAGGUCGGCAAAAACAAAAGGCAAGAGUGUUUGCUAUGCUGUUCUCUGACAACAAGCAACAGCGACGUGAGUUAUUACGAUGCACCGGACGGAACAAUAUGUAUCGAUAAUGCAUACGACUCGGAAAAAAUUAGUUGCUUGGAGAAGAAAUGUGAAACACGCCUUUGGAAGAUCAGGAGAGUUGCGAGCCCUGCGUGGAACUCUCCUGUAAAUCUCAACGAAACGACAGGUGGAUAAUAAAGUAUCCUGACCUCCUGAUUGUAUACGCCACAACAGUAGGUAGCAUCGGUA